AUGUUGUUUCUGUGUUUUAUAUGGAUCGUAGUAUUACUUAUAUCAAUAAAAAUCUUUAAUAAACUAUCCACGGGACGAUGUUACGCUGAAACUGUGAUGAGUGGCAAAGUGGUUGUUGUGACCGGCGCGAGUGGCGGUAUUGGGUUCGAAACCGCCCUCGAGUUAGCGAGGAGGGGGGCAAAAGUGAUCAUUGCAUGUAGAAACAUCCAAAAAGGCGAAAAGGCUGUGCGAAAAAUUAUAAGCAAGACGAGAAACAAACGAGUACGAUUCAUACAUCUGGACCUCACAUCUUUAGCGUCUAUUAGGAAAUUUGUUGAGAAAUUGAAAGAAUCAGAGGUUAAGUUGGACGUCCUCAUAAAUAAUGCUGGAGCGAUAUGCACUAGCAGAGAUAGAACUAAGGAUGGCAUCCUUAAAGACUUGCAAAUUAAUUAUUUUGCACCAUUCCUACUGACUAUUCUGUUACUACCCAUGCUGAGACACGCAGCACCAAGUAGGAUUAUCGUUGUAUCAUCAUCAUGGCACAGAUUCGGCACAACCGAAGACAUAAACAGUGGAAAACAUAAUUACAUACAAUCGUAUGCUAACAGCAAAUUGUGCAACAUAUUAUUUAGCAAAGAGCUGGCUAGAAAGCUCGAAGGAACUGGUAUCGAUGUCAACAGCUUGAAUCCGGGUCAAGUGAACACGGCAUUGUAUAGGAGUUCUAAUAUUUUGGAGAAAAUCAGGAGUCUGAUGCUAUACGCGUUCUUCAAAUCGCCAGCAGACGGUGCACAGACGUCUGUAUACUUGGCGGUAUCGCAUGAAUGUGACCAAGUCAGUGGCAAAUACUUUGAGGACUGUAGGGAAGCCAAGCCGUCUUAUAAGGCUGAAGAUAAGAUGGCAGCCGCCAAGUUAUGGUCCAUAUCUCAAGAUCUCGUCAAGUUGACACAGGAGGAAACGAAUCAAUGUUUUGGUGAUACGCAAUCA
Messenger RNA from Brenthis ino (lesser marbled fritillary), 963 nucleotides. The record is from the annotation of a GenBank genome assembly. Lineage: Eukaryota; Metazoa; Arthropoda; Insecta; Lepidoptera; Nymphalidae.